Messenger RNA from Cydia amplana, 1086 nucleotides. RefSeq names its product methionine aminopeptidase 1D, mitochondrial. The record is from RefSeq and is a predicted model, not a curated record. Lineage: Eukaryota; Metazoa; Arthropoda; Insecta; Lepidoptera; Tortricidae. The transcript is spliced from 6 exons. Gene Ontology annotation, biological process: proteolysis. The coding region runs from base 177 to 1085 and encodes 302 amino acids. Gene Ontology annotation, cellular component: mitochondrion. Gene Ontology annotation, molecular function: metalloaminopeptidase activity.
UUUGAAGUGGCGUAAUUAAUCCCUCGCUAAGUUAGGGAAAGGAUUUCAUUGCACAUUCUGUUUGAUUUAGGUUGGACCUUAAACAGCUUUUUAUUCUGUAGAAAAGCUUGUUUUAUUAGUAUUAGUUUAGAAAAAUAAGAUAAAGAAGUGGGGUCCAAAACCGCCACAACACAAUAAUGCGAGUACCCAAAGCACUUAAUCCAAGACUCCAAAAGCAGCUUUUAUUAAGAUUCGGAGUAUAUGAAAAGGUGUAUCCUGUUGAGACAACUCCGAGCAGAACAGUUCCAGACCACAUUGAGAAGCCGGAGUAUGUGUUACAGAAACAGCCAAUGGUGCUGCCAGACAAAGCGGAAGUUAAAGACGUCAAUCAGCUACGAGGAAUGAGAAGAAGUUGCAAGCUCGCUGCUAAUAUAUUAGCUCAUGUUCAGAAGAAUAUCUAUCCAGGAAUUACUACAGAUGAAAUAGAUGGACUGGUACACAAGUUAACAGUGGAAGCAGGGGCUUACCCGUCCCCAUUGCAUUAUAAAGGCUUCCCAAAAAGCGUGUGCACCUCUGUGAACAAUGUAGCAGUGCAUGGCAUACCCGACCUGAGGCCGCUACAGGAUGGUGACAUUAUCAAUGUUGAUAUAACAGUUUUCUUCAAAGGGUUCCACGGAGACUGUUCUAAGACCUUUCCUGUUGGAAAAGUUGAUGAUCGAGGAUUAGAACUUAUCAGUGUUACGGAAGAGUGCCUCUAUAUUGCAAUCAAAACGUGUGGUCCAGAGGUACCAUUUAGCGAAAUAGGAGCUUCGAUAUUUAGACAUUCGAAAAGAAAUGGGCUAACCGUGUUGCCUGCUUUCAUAGGCCACGGUAUUGGCCAAUAUUUCCAUGGCCCCCCAGACAUUUACCACACAUUGAACCGCUACCCAGGCCGGAUGAGGCCAGGUAUGACCUUCACCAUCGAGCCCGUGUUGUCGCACGGCAGCAAGCACACUCUGAUGCUGCCCGACGGUUGGACGGUGGUCACAGAAGACGGGUCUAGGAGCGCUCAAGCGGAACACACAGUUCUAGUCACGGAGGACGGUGCCGAGAUCCUUACCAAGUAGU